AUGGCAGCAAUAUCAAGCUUUUCAAAUGGUUUUUGGAGUAAAGAUUAUGCCACAGGUAUCAACACGCUGUUUGAGCGAUUGAGUCUCGGUACACAAGAAAAUGAACAAGUCAAAUCAUUAGUUAAACUAUAUAAACAAGCAAAUGAAGAUUUCGGAGAAAGAUUACAAGAAAUCACCAAAGAAUGCAUGAAGAAUGGCAACAAAGAAGGAACAAACGAAGAUUGCACAUCGUCAAACAAAGCAUUCGAGGGCUUACGAAGCGAAAUUGAAACCCAAGGAAAACAGCAUGUUAGAAUUUCAAACGACCUUCAAUCUUUGGUGUUGAGACCACUUUCAAAGAUGUCUGUUGACCAUGUACAAAAAUUGCAAACAAGCCAAUACGUGUUGACAAACCAUGUGAAAGAUUAUGAAAAAAAAUACCAUUACAUGAAGAAGUCAAAGAGCACGUACUACAAUAGAUGUCGUGAUGUAGAGGAUCUUGAAGAAGAAGCCAAAAGAGAAGAAGAACAAGAAGGGUCGUCUGACCUCAAAACGUCCAAUAAUCAAUAUUCGAGUGGUUCUUCCGGUUUUUAUGACAAUUCCGAAUCCUCAGGACAACUUGAACCCGUUCAACUUGGGUUUAUGGAGUUCAAGCCUGAUGAACUUCAGAAAGUCAUGUCUCAAAUAUUGGAGGAACUUCCUCUUCAAGACAAACGAGUCCCUAUCUUAGGAACGUAUCAAAAUACCUGCUCAGGAAAUAUCAUUGUUUCCUGGCUCCAGGAAAACCUUCCGGUUCCCACAUUAGUAGCCGCCGAAGCGUUUGGUCAGGAUCUGAUUGCUGAAGGAUUUUUGCGUCAAAUAGGUCAAAUUGGCGUAGGUGGUACAUUUGUCAACAGCACAAACUUUUACUACCAAUGGAAGGAGAAAGCUUUUCAAAUAGCCGGACUAGACAGUCAUGAUGCUCUUGUUGAAAAUGCUAAAUCUUUACCUUUUCUCGGUGAAUACCUUUCCGACUACAUCCAAUAUAGAAAGCAAUAUGCGAUGGAAUCACCUUUGCAGCGUGUGCAGAGAGAAGCUCUAGAUACGAACACGUUGUACAGGGAAGCUGUUUAUGAUUUAGACAAAUGCCGAACACUUUUAGAGGAAAAUGUUGUUGAUCACUUACAAUUUUUACAAAAAUGUGAAAUUGAACGAGUACAAUUUUUCAAGAAUACCUUUAUGGAUAUGUCCACGAUAAUAUCCAAUUUCUUACCCUCAAUGAAGUUGCUGGCCGACCAAAUUAUUGUGUAUCAGGAAAUCAUUCAACCUGACAGUGAUAUCCGUUAUAUCCUUGAAUCAUCAGCCACUGGGCCUUUCUUGCCUCAUGUCGAAGUUUACGAAGAUUAUUAUAAUGAUAUAAAGGAUCAAGUCUUCGGUAUUGACAUGGAGUUCCUUUGCCAUCGUGAUAAAAAACGUGUUCCUAUAGUUGUUAGCACCAUUCUUUCUUUCCUUGACCAAUUGUAUCCUACCCUUCCUUCGGAUAAAGUUCGACAACAACUGUGGCUAGUCAACUCUCCUUUAUCUUCUAUACAUCAAUUAAGAGAGGCUUUGAAUCAUGCCCCAAAUAUAUCAAAAGAUAUUUUGGUACAAUACUCUCCUACAGUCGUUGUGGGCACACUGAAGCUUUUUCUUUUAGAACUUCCAGAUUCAAUUAUUCCUUCAUCUGCUUUUGAGUUAAUUCGUUCUAUUUAUGCCAACCAUGGUAACGAUGAAGUUUAUCGGGUCCGUUUGUUACAAAAUCUUCUUUCUCAACUUCGUAGAGUCAAUUUGGCUACUUUGAGCGCUGUAAUUACUCAUUUGCAUCGGUUAAUUUCCUUAACGACUAAGGACACUAAUUUUGUCGGUAACUUGGCUAACUCUCUCUGUAUGUGUAUUUCCAGACCAACAUUCUGGAGUUUAUCAAUCCAACAUGAUAAACAUCCCUCACGAUUUUUAGAAGAUCUUUUGACUCACGGCCCUACGUUGUUUGAAGAAUUGAGAAAACUAAGCGCAGCCAAGCGAGCUUCUGACCGAGGCCCUUCCACGCUUAUUGCAAAUGACAAGCAAUCAGUAUCUAGAAAAGCCUCAGUUUCUUCUUCUGCUUCUGCACCUACAUCUGCACCAUAUGCUUCUCCCAGAUCAUCUUUAGACGAAGUUCGUCCUUCUGUCAGUGAAGCCGAAUUUACAAUGGAUAAUGUUCCUUCUACACUUAUUCGUAGUUCUUAUGCCUCGAACGCAAGAAGGGGUAAAAGAAAUGUCAGUCAAGCUUCGCAAGUCAGUGAUGCUAGUGAACUUGACGAGCAAGAGUUUAAAGAUCCGAGUACAGACGAUACCGAAAGAGGUGAAGUAUGGCAGUCUUUCGGAAACCAAGAAUAA
Schizosaccharomyces osmophilus is the source of this 2373-nucleotide messenger RNA. It is a transcript of the gene rga8, whose product is annotated as RhoGAP Rga8. The record is from RefSeq and is a predicted model, not a curated record. Gene Ontology annotation, cellular component: cell division site; plasma membrane; division septum. Bases 1 to 2373 code for a protein of 790 amino acids. Gene Ontology annotation, biological process: cytoskeleton organization; small GTPase-mediated signal transduction. Gene Ontology annotation, molecular function: GTPase activator activity. The transcript has 2 exons. NCBI's taxonomy places the organism in Eukaryota, Fungi, Ascomycota, Schizosaccharomycetes, Schizosaccharomycetales, Schizosaccharomycetaceae.